GCUGCGACGCGCAGAAGUCCAGCAACCUUCGAUACAUCGGCAUCGGACCGGUUUCAUCUAUCCUGGCUUGAACACGCCGCUCCCUGCUUAAUGGUUCAGUUGACCAGUUAUGUGGAGGAAAAGUAGACGUCUAGCGAACUCCCAACCCUGUGAAACAGAGACCAAAAGUGAAUGCGAUAAACGCGAUAAACAGAGAUUCCCGGGGCUACGUUCGAUCGAGAAUAACUUGGAGAGAGUAUGCGGCUUUGAGUUGAAGGAUCUUUCGUCUUUUUCAAGAUUCACCGAGCUUUUGUACCGACCCACUGAUCCAGCCAGCUUAGGCGUUAUUAGGGCACUUUUCGGAUUAUGUAUGGUUCUGGAUAUCGUGGAGGAACGAGGGUUAGGAGACAUCGACAUAAAAUGGGGAGAUCCCAUGGAUUGCCAUUUUCCGCUAAUUCACGGCAUGAAGGCUCCGCCGCUGCCAUGGAUGAUACUAAUUUACGCGAUUAUGUGGAUGGGUGCUUUUGGAAUUAUGCUCGGCACGCGGUUCAAAAUAGCCUGCGCCUGUUUCGUAAUUCCAUACUGGUACAUCUUCCUGCUGGAUAAGAGCUACUGGAACAAUCACACGUAUCUCUAUGGAAUCGUUGGCGCUCUCUUCUGGGGUACGGAGGCUAACAAGUACUUUGCAUUGGAUGCUAUGAAAUUGAAGGAAACAGAGCGUAGAGUGCCUCUAUGGAAUUAUUUCAUUCUAAAGUUCCAAUUCUUCGCUCUGUAUUUCAUAGCUGGAUUGAAAAAGUCUGGGACGGAAUGGUUGUCAGGUUACGCGAUGACGAAUUUAUCGAGGCACUGGGUCUUCAGUCCGUUCAAAUUAUUCUUGACCACCGAGCAGACUGAUUUUUUCAUAGUUCACUGGUUUGCAUUUAUCUUUGACCUCACGGUUGGAUUUUGGAUGCUGUUCGGUAAAACACGUAUCCCUGCGAUGGUCGUUUGCACGGCUUAUCACUUAAUGAACUCCAGAUUAUUCAGUAUUGGGAUGUUCCCAUACGUGUGCCUCGUGACCAUGCCACUGUUCUGUGACCCAGACUGGCCACGAAGACUCAGAACCUUCGUGAAAAAUAACUACGUUCCUUCGUUUUUCACGAAAAAUCGGGAUUUCAAAAGCCACGAUAAAGCUGCCAUAGAUCGAGCAAACGAAUCGUGGGACGAAAGAAAUAAUCGAACGAGCAAGGAGUCGUCGAUCGCUGAUGCAGAUCGAGAAGGUACAAAUCCGACAGACCCUACGAUCACUCGUAAACGUGCGAGGGAAAUCUGCAGUAAAUCGGCUAAAGUGACGAAGAAGCAAAAGUUCGUAGUUUCUCUGUUACUAUUCCAUGUAUUCUUGCAGUUUUUCUUACCAUACUCUCAUUUUAUCACGAAGGGUUACAACAAUUGGGUACCAGGAAUGUAUGGGUACUCGUGGGACAUGAUGGUCCACGUUUGGGACACGGUACUCGUUGUAAUUAAAGUCCACGACAAUGUGAGUAACGAGGAUCGUUAUUUGGAUCCUAAAGCAUGGGUGCAAAGCAAUCGAUGGGAAAAACACGGCGAUAUGGUCGUGCAAUACGUCUCCUGUAUAAGAGAUAAUUUAAUUAAACAAGAGAAUCAGCUAUUGGAGAACGGUCACCAACGCGCGAAGAAGACAAAAUGGCCACCACUGUCGUCCAACUUGAGCAUCUAUAUCGACGUGUGGUGCUCGCUCAAUGGAAGAUUCCAACAGAGAAUGUUUAAUCCAAAUGUUGACAUGCUAACUGUAGAUUGGCACCCGUUUAAGCCCAUUUCGUUCUUAAUGCCACUUCUGUCGCAAUAUAAUUCUUACCGAUACAAACUGGAAGAAAUUCAGCAACACGUUUACGCGUGGUCCAACGACACCGACGUCCUCUUCGUCGCCGACUUUCCAGGCAUGCACCUGGACAAUUACAUCGCCAAAAAUUUAACCAACGUCACUCUGUCGGUACUGGAAGGCGAGGUAACCUACAGCGACGAAAAACAACCAUACGACGUCGUGAUCGCGAAAGGUUCCUCGAUUCCGAUACAGACAGGUCAAUUUCAUAAAGUGACGACGAUCAGCGCCUAUCCAGCCUGCUACAUGUACACUUGCACCAAGGGAAACGAGCAGCAAUCGGAAACUGAUGGAAUAAUGGAACCGGAAGAACCGACAGAGCCUUCCACCAUCUUGAAGGAAAUUAAUUACAAGAUCGACGCGUGGAUAAGAGCGUUGCAUCACAUGGCAAACGCAUUUUUCUAUUUGGUAUAUGACGUUCCCAUGGUGAGAAGGGUGCAGAUCAGUAAAUAACGCGAUUGAUUACAACCCUGAUAAUCGGAAAUGAUGCUCACUCGUCUCGAUCGAGUGGUUUAACUCGAAAAAAUAGGCGGGAAGGAACAAAAAUUAAUUUUCUUACCUAUCCAAGUAAAAUUGUGAUACGAUCUCGGUAAACGAGCGUCACCUAAAAUAAGCAGGAUAAAACAAGCACGUAAAUUCGACCUCGAUUUCGCCCUCGAGGCUGUCCGAGAAGAAUCUUCACGGACACGACGAGUAUUUCAGAUGCAAAGAAGGCGAAACGUAAUCGCGAAAUGAGUAAGGUGAAUCGCUGGCGUUGCGAGAGCUGCGAUGAAGAUAACACCGUAAAAUCUCACGGCCGCGACGUGCUCGACGUUCGAGCGUCUAUUAUUAAUCCCUAAUAAAAAGAUAGUGGACAAAGUCGAAGACACUGUAAUCGUAACUAUGUCAACUCGUCUACGCUCCUCUCGCCGAACCGAUUCAUCUCAGCGUCUAAUAAUACGCUCGAAUCGCUCCUUUCCUGUCAGCCCAAUCGCAAUCGGUAAACCGCGGCGCGAAAUUAAUCUCAAGGACGUCGAACUUGCGAUUAAACACGUGCGACCAUGCGGCCGCUGAUAAACCACGAAGAUGGAUGGUCAACAGCCUCCCUCGAUCCAACGUCGCGAGUCACUGUAAAAAUCGACGGGAACCCAGAGGAACGAGGGUUUCGUCGA
Messenger RNA from Eufriesea mexicana, 3009 nucleotides. RefSeq names its product gamma-glutamyl carboxylase (gene GC). The transcript is spliced from 10 exons. Lineage: Eukaryota; Metazoa; Arthropoda; Insecta; Hymenoptera; Apidae. Gene Ontology annotation, biological process: peptidyl-glutamic acid carboxylation. Gene Ontology annotation, molecular function: gamma-glutamyl carboxylase activity; vitamin binding. Bases 110 to 2311 code for a protein of 733 amino acids. The record is from RefSeq and is a predicted model, not a curated record.